Messenger RNA from Styela clava, 723 nucleotides. RefSeq names its product chemokine-like protein TAFA-3. The record is from RefSeq and is a predicted model, not a curated record. Lineage: Eukaryota; Metazoa; Chordata; Ascidiacea; Stolidobranchia; Styelidae. Gene Ontology annotation, molecular function: receptor ligand activity.
UUCAGCAUUGUUCAUAAGUUAAGUAUUCCUAACUAAAGUAGUCACAAUGAAAAGAUAUAAUAUGUUACCAGUUAAACUUUGCCUGAUUCUCACAAUAUUUUCAACAACUACCAGAUCACAGUAUGAUAUGAGUUUAGGCACAAGCGAUAAUACCUCACAACCGGGAGGAGGAUGCAAAAUCGUUAUCAGUAAUAAAUGUUGUACACAUGAAAAAGUUAUGAAAAAGAUACAACGAGUGCAAUGUGUUUGUUCUGAUGGAUAUGUAGCGGGAACAACGAGGGCGUCCCCAUCUUGUGUUAAAGCCUCUAUAGUUCAAAGCAGAAAAUGGUGUUUGAUGAAUCCAUGCCUUCCCGGCGAAGAUUGUAGAGAAGUCUACGAUACGAAAGCUGAAGUUACCGGUUGGGAAUGUAGGACUGAUGAUCAAGUAAAAACGACAAAGGUGACGGAAUAACGUGAACCAAUAUGCAUUGAAAUAAAAGUGAUUAGAAAAAAGUGCUGCGCGCCCAAGACUUGAAUGGAACACCAUACUUCCAAGCACUUUGUCAGCCAAGAGAAAAGUCAACAUAAAAUACACGUCAGUGACAAAGAUAAUAAACUUGGGAGUUGGGACAUUGAAAUGUUUAUAAAACACGUGAGAACCCAAUAUUCUACCCGAAGAAGCACGAUAUCAGUAUUUUAUGAGUUGUUUUCUAUUGACUUUUAAUAAAACAUACGAUAGGCAGA